AUGGGUGACUUUAUGAAACUUAUUGCCGCGUUUAAUGAACUUGCACCCAAAGACAAUACAGUGCCCAAAACUUUGCUGUCCAUUUGCACUGGUGCCCUCUUCUUGGGGUACAUGGGCAUCUUCAACGGCCGAAAGUGUACUACGCAUCGCGGGGCCUAUAGGAGUUUGCAAAAGGUCAACAUGGAUGCAGCUGCAGGACAAGAUGUUGCCGGGGGGGUCAUGCAAGCGCGCUACGUCGACGCAGGCUCGAAUGAGUACGGGACAAGGAUUAUUAGCAGCGGCGGCGUGUCUUGUGGCUUGGACGCCAGCCUAUACGUGGUGGAGAUUUACGAUGGCAUCGAAACAGCAUAUGGGGUUGCUGAUAUAUUAGACUACAAGUGGCGAAAUACCGAGUGCUUCGUGGUAGCACAGUAA
This is a messenger RNA of Metarhizium brunneum ARSEF 3297, 414 nucleotides long. RefSeq names its product Isonitrile hydratase-like protein xanA. The record is from RefSeq and is a predicted model, not a curated record. NCBI's taxonomy places the organism in Eukaryota, Fungi, Ascomycota, Sordariomycetes, Hypocreales, Clavicipitaceae. Gene Ontology annotation, biological process: regulation of DNA-templated transcription.